UACAAACGAGGGGCCAAUAGCUUCCACUUACCAUAACCAUGGUGGUUGUGUCGACGCCCACUUCCACUCUAUCUUCUCCCACCACCAACCUCGCAACCCAUUUCACCAACAUAACCUGCAAGCCAGUUUCACCCUUGCUGCAAUUCUUCCACCAGGUUUAUGGCAAUCCCACGAGACCCAGUAGGCCAAAAGUGCCAAACUCUAAUGGGGUCUUGUCUGUUAGAGCUUACAUGGAGAAUCCCAACUCUAUAUCCGGUUUUGCCAGCAAGGUCAUCGGUUCCCUCCCUGUUGUUGGCCUAAUAGCGAGAAUUAUGAGCGACGAAGGUGGCCUUGGCGGUGAAAUUAUUGAUUUUACUGAGUUCAGAAUGCGUGUGGGCAACAAGUGUAGCAUUUCUGACUCUAGAGCUUUCUAUGAGUUCCAAGAACGACGAGGCCGGGCAGGGGAUCCUUUGUAUGUUCUACUAUGUUGUUGGCUAGCAGCCGUUGGUGCAGGGCUUCUCAAAUCUGAGGAGAUUUUGGAGGGGGUAGCCAGGCUUCGAAUUUCAAACGAUAUUGAAUUUGAAGAGGAGACUUUCCUUUCUAUGAUGAAUGAAGCAAAAGAGAGACGGGUGAAGUCAAAGGUUGCUGCUCCAACCAUCCCAAUGGAGAUUCGAGUUGAGAAGGCUCUUGAAGCAGUUUAUGUCUGUUGCUUUGGGAGGGACCUUAUUGAGGAAAGAGAUAAGAGUCUAUUAUCCAUCAUGCUUGCUUCUGUAUUCCCAACAGUGGAGCAAUCAGAGAUUCAGAGGAUUGUCGAUGAGAAGUCAAGGAGAGUAGCUGAAGGCAGUGACAAUAACAAUGUCCUGGAGCCGAAGCCCUUGACAAAAGAAGCUGUAAAAAUGCAAAUGAAGGACCUCGAAUUCCUUAAGCAAAACCAAGAGACCUAAUCGAAGUUCUGCUUUUGAUGUUGUUGUAAUUAGAAAGUAAUUAUUUUGACCAAGUAUUGAGAGGAAAACUGCAGAGUUUUAUCUUUAUGCCAUUUUGGCAGCAUCAUAUCUCAAACUUCUAUUGUCCAUGUUGAGAAAACAAUGAAAAUGGUAUUUUUCCAUUGAGUAAUUAUGAAUAAUGCUAGUAAGAGUUGGCAAAGCUUUUUAA
Messenger RNA from Corylus avellana, 1131 nucleotides. RefSeq names its product calcium homeostasis regulator (gene PDE329). Lineage: Eukaryota; Viridiplantae; Streptophyta; Magnoliopsida; Fagales; Betulaceae. Gene Ontology annotation, biological process: photosystem I assembly. The record is from RefSeq and is a predicted model, not a curated record.